CACACAAAAACUUCCUCAGCAAACAUCGAACUCAUUCCUCUUCACUCUUCAGCAAAAUCCCAACUUUGUCUACUACUACUUGUCGAAAAACUCAAACUCAAACUCGAAAUCGAACUCGAACUCGAACUCAAAGCCAAUUCAGAAACACAUGGUGAAGCAGAACAUUGAGAAGCCGACAAAGACAGCAACGAUCGAGGAACAGCGAAGUGAGUCGAAUUCUAAGUUCAAAGGUGUCCGGAAGCGAAAGUGGGGGAAGUAUGUUUCUGAAAUUCGUCUGCCCAACAGUCGGCAGAGGAUUUGGUUGGGUUCCUACGAUUCUGCCGAGAAGGCGGCGCGUGCUUUCGACGCGGCCCUCUUCUGCUUGCGUGGCCGCGCUGCCAGGUUCAAUUUUCCUAAUAACCCACCUGAAAUCCCCGGCGGAAGGUCGCUCAAGGCGGCGGAGAUUCAAGCCGCGGCGGCCAAGUUCGCCAAUUCGGAGUCGGACCCUCCCAAAAGUGAGAGCGAUUUGGGUCAUCACUUGGAGAUGAUGAACAAUAAUAAUAAUAAUAACAAUUCGUCUUCUUCAUUUACACCGUCUCCCUCGGUGUCGGAAGCGACGGUGGAGACUGUUCAGAUAGACAGUGAUUCGAUUUCGACCAACAUUUUAGAUGGGUCGUUCUUCGAUUUGGAUUUAGAUUUGGAUUUUUUAAAGACGAUGGGCUUGAGUAAUUACGGGUCGGAUUAUGGGAUAUUUCCGGGCUUUGAUGAUCUUACAAACGGGUUAUUUUCACAGCCCUUGCCUAAUGUGGAUUAUGGAGAAGAAAAUCUUGAUGGGAUUGCAUCUCAGGAAUCAUAUAAUUCAUUCCUGUGGAAUUUCUAGAGGAUCGCUCUCGGGUGGUUCAGUGACCUGGACAAGUUUUAGUUCCCGGAGUUACUGAAGCUAUUUUUUUACCCGGAUGUUGAAUUUGUAUAUGGAUGGACCAAUUUUAGCACGGCCAUCCUGGUAAUAUUUUUUUCGGUACUACAAAUUCUUUUGAGUCUGAUCUAGAUAAUUCAUUUGUGAAUUAGAAUGUAAAGUGUGUCAUAGAUUGAUGUAAUUUUUGUCACUCAUUCAAAUGAAUGCAAAUAGUAUUUCAAUCAUUUUUGACA
This is a messenger RNA of Quercus lobata, 1128 nucleotides long. Its product is annotated as Integrase-type DNA-binding superfamily protein. The transcript has 2 exons. Gene Ontology annotation, biological process: regulation of DNA-templated transcription. The coding region runs from base 149 to 859 and encodes 236 amino acids. Gene Ontology annotation, molecular function: DNA binding; DNA-binding transcription factor activity. Lineage: Eukaryota; Viridiplantae; Streptophyta; Magnoliopsida; Fagales; Fagaceae. The record is from RefSeq and is a predicted model, not a curated record.